This is a messenger RNA of Loa loa (African eye worm), 1608 nucleotides long. RefSeq lists its product as hypothetical. Bases 1 to 1512 code for a protein of 503 amino acids. Lineage: Eukaryota; Metazoa; Nematoda; Chromadorea; Rhabditida; Onchocercidae. The record is from RefSeq and is a predicted model, not a curated record. The transcript is spliced from 8 exons.
AUGCAUUCACAACACCAAUCAUUACAAUGUGGUACGGUAGCAUUCGAUAAAUUAUCAUUCGAUCCACCAUUUCGAUCGAAUUCUCUACCAAUUGGUCGUUUACUUUAUAUACCAUUGGAACAAAUUGUUGGCGGUGAUAUAUGUCGAUUAGUUACCACUACUUCAAGAUCAAAUUCCGUAUAUUCCUUUACCAAUUAUCAGCAAAUAAUAACAAUUUGUGGGAAUUGCACGGAAUGCCCAACCAGUUUGAGCAGUAUUUAUUUAUACUUGAAACGAAUGCUAAAAGAUAUGGAAAUUUCAUUAAUUGUUAUCAUUCGUGGUAUCAAUCAUCGACAAGUGAGCAAUAUUAAUGAUGAGAAAAAGGUUCAUUUUGCAUUUAUCGAGGAAGAAAUACCAACUGCGCUCGAUGAUUGUCAAAUUAUUGAUGGAAAUGAUGGAGAUGCUUUGCGUAGUUUUUCAAAAACUUCCGUUCUUUUUGUCUCCAUCUCAUUUAUCAUUUUAAUGAUCAUUUCGCUUGCUUGGCUUGUCUUCUAUUAUGUACAAAGAUUUCGUUAUGCCCAUGCUAAAGAUCGUCUACAAAGACGACUAUUUAAUGCGGCUAAAAAAGCACUAACACGUAUUCCAACAAGACCUAUUCGAGUUGGUGAUAAGGAACUUGAUACUGACUGUCCGGUUUGCAUUGAUCCAUAUCGAGCUGGUGAUAUUAUUCGUUCACUUCCGUGUAGGCAUAUAUUUCAUAAGACAUGUGUUGAUCCAUGGCUUCUAGAACACCGAACAUGUCCAAUGUGUAAAGGUGAUAUUCUAAAGGCUUUUGGGUACUAUGUAUCGUUGGGUCGACGUACACCAAAUGAUACACAUAGGGAAAGCAUUCAUCAAUCACCAAGGGAUGGUGAUAUGUUAAGCGUCGAUGUGCAUUCAUUAACCGGAUCUGAAUCUAUAUUUCCAUAUGCUGGACAUUCCGAAGUCCAAGAUCCAUCCAAUACGCCAGCUUUACCCCAACUUGUUCAGGUAAUGCAUUGCUCUAAUCCGAAUGCUUUUUCAAUAACGCCUUUGACAGUACACAGUGUAUCUUCCUCAGGAAAGAAUGUAGCAUCAAAUUCCGCGCAAGAAAAGAAUGUAACGAAUCGGAUCUCAUGGCAAAUUCGUAGGCCAUCAUCAACUGUUUCUCAUGUUGCAAACGUUACACAUUUGCGUUCACGUUCGUUGUCACAAGUCGUAGCACCGCUGGAAUCACAAAAAUCCAAAGCUACACUUAGCUCAAAUAUACUUAGCACCAGAUUUACAUCACUUCACUUCUCAUCGAUACCUACCAAAACUGUCAAACCAACAAGUUGCGAUACUUCCUUACCCAUGUUAGCAGCUUCAUCCGAUUCCAUUACAUCUUCAUUUCCAGUAUCAUCCAAACGACCAAAUCCCUCCUUACAACAAAAACUCCGAACAAAAUUUGUUGAUACACAUGAUAUCAAACGACCCUCAGAGCCCAAUUACUUAGCUAGCGUUGAGUCACUUUAACACUUUUUUUAAACUAACCUCUUGAACUUUCUCCGAAAAAAAAGUUUACGAAAAUUGUUAAUUUCGCAAAAUUACAGGACGAAAUGACAUCAAUCU